AGCUAACAGGAUUGUGGAGCGUCCCGGCGCGCGCCAGGGCCACAUGUGCAGGUGAGGAGGAGGAGGAGGAAGAGGUGGGCGAGGAUGCGGGAUCAUGAGGCAGCGGCUGUCAUGGUCCACAUGGCGAAGGAGGCCGGGAGCUGCAGCAGCCUGGAAGAAAACCCGGAGACGAAGCUGCUCGGCCUGCAGUGUCUGGAUGAGGGUCUGCGGGUCUGCCCGGCGGAGAGCCCGCGCCGCUGCAGCGGGACGCGCCUCUCCUCCGGAUCAGCAGACCAUGAACCCAGCAGCAGCAGCCACAUCUCCUCAGGAACCUUUUAUAGCUGCGUCAGUCAAAUCACUAUCGGCUUUGACCUCGGGGGCCAGGUGGCUAUCGGCUUCUCCCACUGGAACAGUCCCUUCCCACCCAGCGGCCAGAACCUCCCCAGCCCGGAUUGCGUUCACUCGGAGACCGCCGCCCUCCCGGCCGUCACUGAGCAACUCGAGAUGGUGUCGUGCCUGGCGUCGCUGUCCAUCACGCCGCUGCCCAACUGCAGUCAGGAGACGCUGUGCAGCAGCAGCAGCACAAAUGUGAGUUUGUCUCUACAUGGAUCUGAGCCCCAGAGGCGGAGCUCCCAUCCUUGCCAAGUCCUGCUGCAGUCCUCUGCCUGCAGCCACCAGGCAGCAGACAGGCCUCUUACCGUCUCCUACUGUGGAGGAGAAGAGAUCAUGGAGGAGUCGUCUGCCUCCGGCCUGGACUCCAGCAUCCAGGACGACGGGCCUGCUAUGGCAGUGAAGGAUGUCAAUGUGCUGCUUGAGACAGAAAGGUGUGUGGGCAUCAGCAGUGGGUCCAGGGAUGAGGACUUCACCCUGCAGAACCCUGGAACCAACAGCACCAUCCUAGAAGACAACACCAAAUCUAAUGUGUGCAUCGCUGAGAGCAAGAACAAAGCAAGCGGCCUGUUCUUCAGUGAUGGAAAGAGCCGCAUAGACUACGUCCUGGUUUAUAGGAAGUCCAGCUCACAAUCGGAGAAGAGGGAGAUUUUUGAGAGGAACAUCCGUGCAGAGGGCUUGCUGAUGGAGAAAGAGGCCUCACUAACAAACAGCGACAUGAUCUUCUUGAAGCUGCACGCACCGUGGGACGUGCUUUGUCGCUACGCAGAGCUCAUGAACAUACGCAUGCCUUUCAGGAGGAAGAUAUAUUUUAUGCAACGGCGGCACCGAUUUUUAAGCAGAAUGGAGAAGCACAUCAACAAAUUUCGCGGGUGGCUCCCACGCAAACCAAUGAAAUUUGACAGCGAAACUCUUCCUGACUUGGAGCAGAACGAAAGCUUUACCGCCCCCUUCAGUCGAUCGAGGAUCCAUCAUUUCAUCAUCCACAACAAAGAAACCUUUUUCAACAAUGCCACCAGAAGUCGCAUCAUCCACCACAUUCUGCAGAGGGUCAAAUACGAGGAAGGGAAAAACAAGAUGGGACUGAAUCGCCUUCUGAACAACAACUCGUAUGAGGCAGCUUUCCCUCUUCACGAGGGCAGCUACCACAGCAAAAACUCCAUCAGAACACACGGAGCAGAAAACCACCGGCACCUGCUGUAUGAGUGUUGGGCCUGGUGGGGAGUUUGGUACAAGUACCAGCCGCUGGAGCUCAUCAGGAGAUAUUUUGGGGAAAAGAUCGGUCUGUACUUUGCUUGGCUGGGUUGGUACACAGGAAUGCUGUUUCCUGCUGCGCUGGUGGGGCUCUGCGUUUUCCUUUACGGGGUUUUCACUCUGGAUGACUGCCAGGUCAGCAAAGAAAUCUGCCAGUCCACUGAAAUCAUCAUGUGUCCCAUCUGUGACCAGUACUGUCCCUACCUGAGACUGUCAGACAGCUGCAUCUAUGCUAAGGUCACCCACUUUUUUGACAACGGAGCAACAGUUUUCUUCGCCGUGUUCAUGGCCGUCUGGGCGACAGUUUUCCUGGAGUUCUGGAAAAGACGCCGAGCUGUCCUUGCAUACGACUGGGAUCUGAUUGACUGGGAGGAAGAGGAGGAUGAAAUACGCCCCCAGUUUGAGGCCAAGUACUCCAAUAAGGAGAGGACGAACCCCAUAUCUGGAAAGCCAGAGCCGUAUCAGGCCUUUACCGAAAAAUACAGCCGACUCCUCGUCUCUGCAUCAGGAAUUUUCUUUAUGAUCCUGGUGGUGAUCGCCGCCGUGUUUGGCAUCGUGAUUUACCGCGUGAUCACAGUCAGCACCUUCGCCGCUUUUGGCUGGGCGCUCAUCAGGAACAACUCCCAGGUGGCGACCACGGGCACGGCGGUGUGCAUCAACUUCUGCGUCAUCAUGCUUCUGAAUGUGCUCUAUGAAAAAGUGGCUCUUCUCCUCACUAACCUAGAGCAGCCGAGGACAGAGUCUGAGUGGGAAAACAGUUUCACCUUCAAGAUGUUCCUCUUUCAGUUCGUCAACCUCAACAGUUCAACGUUCUACAUCGCCUUCUUCUUAGGAAGAUUCACAGGUCGACCGGGUGCAUACCUUCGCCUCAUCAAUCGCUGGAAGCUGGAGGAGUGUCACCCCAGCGGCUGCCUCAUUGACCUCUGCCUGCAGAUGGGGAUUAUAAUGGUGCUAAAACAGACAUGGAACAACGUCAUGGAGCUCGGCUACCCGUUAAUCCAGAACUGGUGGACUCGUCGAAGGCUGAAGAGAGAGCACAGUCACAUAGCCAAGAGCAGCUUCCCCCAGUGGGAAAGGGACUACAACCUGCAGCCCAUGAACGCCUACGGACUCUUCGAUGAAUACUUUGAGAUGAUUUUACAGUUUGGCUUCACCACCAUCUUUGUGGCAGCAUUCCCUCUGGCUCCGCUUUUGGCUCUGCUCAACAACAUCAUUGAGAUCCGCCUAGACGCCUACAAAUUCGUCACGCAGUGGCGGCGACCACUGCCAUCUCAAGCCAAAGACAUAGGGAUUUGGUACGGCAUUCUGGAGGGCAUCGGCAUUCUGUCUGUGAUCACCAACGCCUUUGUGAUCGCCGUCACCUCAGACUUCAUCCCUCGUCUGGUUUACGCCUACAAGUAUGGACCGUGUGCUGGUCAGGGCCGAGCCGGGGAAGGGUGCAUGAUGGGAUAUGUCAAUGCCAGCCUGUCGGUCUUUAGAGUUUCUGACUUCGAGACGAGAUCCCAGCCCAGAACAAAUGGAUCGGAAAUGUUUGAAGAGGCUGUAAAGUACUGCAGGUAUCGUGAUUACAGAGAGCCUCCGGACUCAGCUGAGCCGUACUCGUACACUCUGCAGUUCUGGCACGUGCUGGCGGCCCGGCUGGCGUUCAUCAUUGUAUUUGAGGUCAGUGUGGGAAAAAAUGUCACUAAACAGUACAAUGCCAUCUGAGAAGAACCUUUGUUUUUUCUGCAGGAAUUUCCGUUUUUCCCCACAAUGAAGGUGAAGCUUUGUUGGUGUGAUUGUGGUUUUCUUUGUUUGAUGUUUAAAAGAUUUGGCACAAAGAUUGGAGCUAGAAUUCCCCCGUCUUGUUAAGCCUUUUACAAAUUGUGUAGCUUCACCUGUCCAAAGUUAACAUAUUGCAGUGAUAAGAUCUACAAAAGAAUCACCCAUGUCUUCCCAGUAAACUGUUCAUAGCAGGCAGGAAGAGGAGUGUCCCAACAAACUACUCAAAACAGCCAUUGAGAAGAACGUCCCAGCAAACUCCUCCAAGCAGGCAGGAAGAGGAGUGUCCCAACAAACUACUCAAAACAGGCAGGAAUAAGAACGUCCCAGCAAACUCCUUGGAAAUGGAAGAAAGCAGAGUCUCCCAGUAAACUGUUCAUAACAGCCAGGAAGGAGAACUUCCCAGGAAACCCCUCAGAACAG
Molecule: messenger RNA, 3807 nt
Organism: Oryzias latipes (Japanese medaka)
Lineage: Eukaryota; Metazoa; Chordata; Actinopteri; Beloniformes; Adrianichthyidae
Source: RefSeq, a predicted model, not a curated record